Messenger RNA from Penaeus indicus, 2530 nucleotides. RefSeq lists its product as uncharacterized. Lineage: Eukaryota; Metazoa; Arthropoda; Malacostraca; Decapoda; Penaeidae. The record is from RefSeq and is a predicted model, not a curated record. The transcript is spliced from 7 exons. The coding region runs from base 438 to 1337 and encodes 299 amino acids.
UAACGUGUGAUUAUUUUUCUUUCUAAUUCUACGAGAGGAUUUUGUUGCUCUGAAGGAAGGAAAGAUCGUUCGGAUAUCGGAAAUAAAAGGGAUUUUUCUCUCUCGAGGAAAACUAGUUGAUUUGAUACUGAGCGAAAUCAAAGAGAAAUAAAUAACAAGGAACACGACAGGAAACAAAAGAGAUGCGAGCCAUUUGAGUUACGUAGGAAAUGCAGAAAUAACUGUUCAUUUAUACAUUACACCAGAUAGUGAGCGCCUGCAAUCCUGCACGCAAAAUAUACCAUCCUGUUGACGUUGCAAUAACACCACCACCUUCCUGGCGUCUGAAGGAGGUACCCGCAUUGCAGACUCAACACAGGGACGCAUUGCUACUCUCCUGAAUAUGACGGGGAUGCUCUUGUAGACAUGCGCACACUUGCCGAGAUAGAAACACCGCCAUGAAUACAUUUGGGUCUCCGCCGUCCCUCUCCGUCACAGCAAUUUUGCUAUGUACUAUUGGUUUGUCUUGCUCCCUGAGAAUAGAUGACGUGUCCAUCCCGGAAUACAAAGUACGUGGUUCCUCAGCACGUCUAACUUGCAACUAUUCUCUGGGGGACUUCACACUCUACAGCCUCAAGUGGUAUAAAGGAGACAAGCAGUUUUAUCAGUAUAUUCCUGGUAACAAGAAGACGAAGAAUACGUUUGUAGUUCCGGGCGUCAACGUGGAUGUUGACAGCAGCAGCGCAGUGACGGUCGUGUUAAAGGACGUAGAGUUGGAGACUUCAGGGAAAUACAAGUGUGAGGUUAUUACAGAAGGACCUUUAUUCCAUACGAAGAUCGGGGAAGGCAACAUGACCGUAAUAGACCUCCCCGACAGCACGCCCGUUCUGGAGGGCGUGAAGACCAGCUACCAGCUUGGAGAGAGAGUACAUGUCAACUGCACUUCGCCUUACUCCAAGCCGGCUGCAACGCUGGAGUGGCAUGUUAACGAUGAGUUAGUUAGGAAGCCCACCUGGCUCCGACGCUACGAGGCCCAGCAGGAACCCGACGGCCUGGAGACGGCUGUCCUCGGCCUCACCUUCGUCACCAAGCGCAGUCACUUCCCCGGGGGCGAGCUGCGUCUCAAGUGCGUCGCCAAGAUCGCUACCAUUUAUUUCCAGAGUCAGGAGACGUCGGUGAUCGAGACGGGGUUCUUUAAGCAUACGCAAGCUGAGGAGAGGAGGCAUAAGGACCAUUCGUAUUUCUUUGGGAACAGCGCACCAAGAACCACAACCAGUUUUUUCUCUCUGGUUUUGGCAACUGUUGCUGUUCUACUAAACACAGGAUUCCACGUGGAUUUGGUACAACCGUUCUUGUAGUUCUGCUGAACAAGAACACGAACAUAACGUAGAACAUAAGUUGUAGAACAUAAGAAAUCCCUCCCGAUUCAUCCCCCACCCCCCUCUCUGCCACCACUAUGAGAAAUAAUGAUGAAAGAAAUGCUAAGGAAAUUUAUUAAGUUUUUUUUUCACGUAAAUGGUAUGACUGUAUAAUGUUUGUGGAUUGGUCGAUGCUAUUGUGUGCGAUCCAGAUUAAAUUUCAUAAGAAUAAUAAUGAUAACACUACACUGUUAUAGCAUGAUGAAGAUUAAGAAAAAACAAAAACAAAAACAAAAGACAGAAUGAUAAUGAAGAAGAUAAAAUAUUUACAGUGUAUCAGGAACUCCAUUAGGUCGGGUGAUUAUGGAAAAAAAAACACAUUGCUUUGAUAUUAGGGAAAUUAUUCCAAAAUUUUUGCAACGGAGUGAAACAGAUAUACAGAAAAAAAUAUAAAUGUUUUUAUAAUGGUAAACAUGUACUUUUAGUAUUAACGACUAGUCAGUGAGCAAUAUGUUUUUAAUUAUUUAUAUUGUCUUUAAGGUCCAUGAACUGUUGUAUAUCUAUACGUGAGAGAUAUUUUAAUCAGGUUUAGAAAUUGAGUUUGUAAUGUACAUAAGCUAGUAUUGUUUAGAGAGAAAGAAUAAAGAUGAACUGAAGAGAAAAAAAAGUGAACAUUAACGUUUAAUAUAUAUUGUAUAUUUCAAUCUGUAUUUUUUUCUUGGUUUCGGUCAUUGAUGUAUAAAAAAAUAUAUAUAUACAAAACUAAUCGAAGUAUUUAGCAUUCUUUAUAUUAUUUUUGAUGAGCCAGUUCCACAGUUAUCAAUUCGUAAGCAUCUAAAACAUUAAAUUUAGUUUAGAUACACAUGGCAUACAUAAAUGUCAUAAUCAAUAAUCUAUGCUCUUUCAAAUCCUCUUAAGUUUUCAUUUGAAAUUGUAAAUAACAUUCUACCACAUUCCUUUUCUUAUAAUGUCAAUAUACAUUUAAUCAUCACAUUGGUAUGAACACGACACAAGGCAUUCCAUGACAAAUCCGUUUUUUUAUUUUCUUUUGAUAAUGCCCUCAUGCAUAUCGCCAGUAUAUAUAUAUAUACAUGUGUGUGUGUGUGUGUGUGUGUGUGUGUGUGUGUGUGUGUGUGUGUGUGUGUGUGUGUGUGUGUGUGUGUGUGUGUGUGUGUGUGUGUGUGUGUGUGUGU